CGCACUGAAAGUCACAUUUGGUGUGAUGAACAGGGAAAAACUAUGUUUGACAGCUUUGACAGGAUAACUGAAAACUUCUAACUUGGAUGAACUUUAGUUUCAAGGACUUCUUCAUCUUGCAAGAUUGCGACGUGAUAAGGCACCAGUUCUAGCUGACUAGCUAGCUGACUGGUGGCUAACCUGCUAAUUUUGUGUAAGGUUAGCUAACCUUAACUAAACUCAAGAGGAGUGGUUACCAAACUGUCACCGUAUUUAAAAAAGAUAGUGGUAGUCUGUCUUAUUUAGAACACACAAAACAUCGUAUACCAAGAGCAAUCUACAGGUGCUGUCAGAAUUUUGGACAGGAAGUCGUGGUCCCCGGCUUGAGUCCAGAAUCGGCCAGCGAUCCCUGCGGAGGGUUGUUGUGUAUGAGCGGACAGGGGUGGGUAUGGGGAAUGGAGUACAGGAACGGCAGGGAGCGCUGACACGGGGCGAAGUGCUGCCACUUCCCUCCUCCAGCCAAUCAGAGGGUUUUAAGCAGAGUCGCUCAGUGCUGAACUCCCUGUUGUCUGGAGCAUUUGCUGGUGCUGUGGCCAAAACAGCUGUGGCACCUCUGGAUAGAACCAAGAUCAUCUUUCAAGUGUCUUCUAACAGAUUCUCUGCUAAGGAGGCUUACAGAUUGAUCUACCGCACGUACUUGAAGGAUGGCUUUUUCAGUCUGUGGAGAGGAAACUCAGCCACCAUGGUGCGAGUCAUUCCCUACGCCGCCAUCCAGUUCUGCGCCCAUGAGCAGUACAAGAGACUACUGGGCGGAUACUAUGGCUUCCAGGGGAGGGCGCUGCCCCCCGUGCCAAGGUUAUUGGCGGGAUCUCUGGCGGGCACCACAGCAGCCAUGCUGACGUACCCUCUGGACAUGGUCCGUGCCAGGAUGGCGGUCACUCCCAAAGAAAUGUACAGUAAUAUAAUGCACGUGUUUGCUCGGAUCUCUCGUGAGGAGGGACUGAAGACUCUCUACAGAGGCUUCACUCCCACCAUACUGGGCGUAGUGCCAUACGCUGGCCUCAGCUUCUUCACCUACGAGACUCUAAAGAAACUCCAUGCAGAACGCACUGGACGCAUGCAGCCAUACUCGUAUGAGAGACUGGCUUUUGGAGCGUGUGCAGGCCUCAUCGGUCAGUCUGCCUCUUACCCCCUUGACGUGGUGCGGAGACGCAUGCAGACGGCUGGGGUGACCGGUCAUACCUACGGCACCAUCACCGGCACCAUGAGAGAGAUUGUGGCCGAGGAGGGCGUCAUUCGAGGCUUGUACAAGGGCCUCAGCAUGAACUGGGUCAAGGGUCCUAUAGCUGUGGGCAUCAGUUUCAUGACAUUUGACCUGACACAAAUCCUCCUGCGAAAGAUGCAGAAACUGGGUUAUACUUCUCGGUAACCUGCAGGGGGCGACAGAGAGACAAGCAAACCUAGAGAGGGUUUUGAGAGGUUUUCCUUUUGAAAACAAAGAGAAAAGACUUUACCUGUUACACAACCACUGUGUAUCUGUGUUAGCAGAAGAAGAUGGGAAAGAUUUUGCCAUGAAACAGAUAAGUUUUUUUUUUUUCCCCCCAAACUUGUGUAGAGCGUGAAAAAAGGUGAGAUAUUAACAGGAGAAAUAACGAGAAAGUGACUGUUGUCUCGGUUGAGAAAAAAAGAAAGCUUAAAAAACAAACAAGCAAACAAGCAAAGAAAGGAGGGGAUAAGACAUGAGCUAUGACACCUCCCCCUGCAUGUCCCUGCUAAAGCCGGCAGAGCAGAGGAGACAGUAAGUCUGUCAGCUUUUGAAAUGUUCUGAAACCACCCUGUCAUCUCUCAUAUACUAACAAAGAGAUCACAUGGACAGGGAAACAGAAUUGUUUUUUUUGUGUGUGUGUAUGUGUGUGUGGGUGUGUGUUUCUAAUUACGCUGUGAAAAUGAUAAGUUUUAGUUAUUGUUUGCUGAUGAGUCAGCAAGGUGUAUCCUUGAUUCAGCAGGGUGUUACACACAGUGUGUGACUGGUACGUUCAGAGACGUGUUGAAUGUUCGGCCUGUAUAUUUACCUUUCGAGUAGAGGUCAUUUACACUGCCGUAGCACAAGUGCAGCAGAAAAAGAGAUCCACAAAGUGGAUUAUGCUCAGACAUGUCAUUUCCUAUAUUUCUUCAUAUACCCACAAUACAAGACAAGGUUCAGUGUGCUCUGUAUUUGGAGUUCUUCUUGUUCUUCUUCUUCCUCUUCUUCCUUUUCUUGUUCUUCUUCUUUUUCUUCUCUGUUUAGUGUUAACGAUUAUCCUAAAAAAAAAAAAAAAAAAAAAGGCCAUUUCUUCCUCUCUUCCACGUUAUGGUAUCUAUUUGCCUUUAAAUAUGCAGAGAAACAUGCAGGCUUGAUUUUCUGACUGCUUUCGUCUAUGUAUUCAACAGUAAUAUAUAGGGCAACAACUAAACAAGCAUUUCAGCUCAGUGGUGCUGUACUGGCUCAUAUUGGAAGAGAACCGGUCGUUGGCCUCUGAAAGACAUGCACAUGAGGGAGAAUAACGUCCAUCCGUAAGCGUAGAGAAAUACUAACCACGAGAAAUACUAACCACACGCAGACGCUUUGGCAAGGCUACAGACAUGUGAAAGAGGUAUGCACAGGUGUAUUCUGGGCACAUGCCAGCUCGUGCUCUGUGUUUUUUGUGUGUGUGUGUGUGUGUGUGUGUGUGUGUGGUUAAUUUUAGCUGUGGGUUCCCAUCUCAUGUUAAAUGCUAUCUGGUGCUUCUAAGCUUAGCUUUUGCACAGAGGGAACUCACACUGUGUGUGUUGUUUCACAUGCCUCAUUUUGAGUGCUCAGAGCAGCUGUAUGUUUGCAUGUGUGUGAGUAGUUUGAAGAAAGAGUCUGCCCCUAGUGUGUGUGGGUGUGUGUGUGUGUGUGUGUGUGU
Molecule: messenger RNA, 2906 nt
Organism: Chanos chanos (milkfish)
Lineage: Eukaryota; Metazoa; Chordata; Actinopteri; Gonorynchiformes; Chanidae
Gene: slc25a42
Product: solute carrier family 25 member 42
Exons: 8
Coding region: 428-1408 (326 amino acids)
Biological process (GO): transmembrane transport
Cellular component (GO): mitochondrial inner membrane
Source: RefSeq, a predicted model, not a curated record